Molecule: messenger RNA, 1596 nt
Organism: Trichoderma reesei QM6a
Lineage: Eukaryota; Fungi; Ascomycota; Sordariomycetes; Hypocreales; Hypocreaceae
Exons: 3
Coding region: 1-1596 (531 amino acids)
Source: RefSeq, a predicted model, not a curated record
AUGUCUGGCCAGGAUAGUCACAGCCGGUAUCUACAACCGGGAAACUCAGCAGGCGGAGCCUACGGGAACCACUAUGAAAACGACGGAAACGCUUCGUCGUCUCAAUUGAGCUCUCACUCUCGUUCUCACUCUCAAAGCAGCACCGGCGGUCGAAGACGCAAGGGCAUUGUCGGCCGCAUCGUGGGGGGAGUUGCCGCUGGUAUUGGUCUCGCGUCUGAGAGUUACCACAACCAUCAGGAGAAGAAGAAAGCACAGGCCGCGGCUGCUGUUGAUGAAUCCCAAGCGGUGAAUGCGCCGGAAGCAUAUCGGGAUGAAGGGCGGCACAUCUCACAAGCACGAGAAGGCGACGGAGCUUCAGACAGCGACGACAACGAUGAGCCCGUGCGCGUCGACCAAGAGACGUCCCGAGACCUGGAUGAAGCAGCGUGGCAGCUCGAUGCCGCGCAAUCAGAGCUUGAGCCACCGCCGGACUACGCUACUGUCACGGGGCAGAGCCUUGACGUUCAGGCAAUGGCCGAAGGUUUUAUACAAAGUCAUGCUUUGCUGUCAAGCCAGCAGGUUCAGCGGCAAGGAUUGCCGAUGCCUGUGAUCCUUCCGCAACGCCGCCCGGGAGAGCGUGCCCGCGGCUUCAUCCACGCCUACGCGCCGCUGCUUCAAGACGUAGGCAUUGACGAGGCGACGUUCAACGACUUCAUCACACAGCUGAACAUGGCAACGGCCCCAUCGCCGUGGAUCAACGCCAUCAACCUCGCGGCCGUCGCUGUGCAGAAUGUCCCCGAGCCUAUCACCAUUGCCGUUUCCAUCGCGGCACAGGUGGGCACUCAAGUCAGUCUCCAGGCUCACAGCCGUUCAAAGACAAACACCUUUUUGAACAAGAUGAACGCCGAAUUCUUUCGUCCAUUAGGCCUCAUUGCCGUCAUCCUGACUUGGAAGCCGAGCCGAGCCGGUGAGGUUGUCACACAAGCCACUUUUGACGAGGCACUGGAGCAAGCAACGCAACAUGCUUCAGGUCCAGGCACCGGAGCAGCAAGCAGUUUCAACAAUAAGAUGCAAGCCUCGCAUGGAACAACGAGCUUUGAGUGGCCGGAGUCGGCACCGCUGGUGUUUCCGACUCUGGACAAGCUCGCUAACACGCCUGGAGGGAGGCAGGCGGUUGAAGAUGCUGGGAAGAAGCCAAACGGUUUGAAGCGUGGGAUGAACUUUGCGAUGGAAUAUAUGGAUAAGCGGUCUCAAGCUCAGUGGGCCAAUGAGCACCCGGAGAGUCGUCUGGCUCAGCUGAAUGAGAAGCCAGGGUUUCAUUCACGCUACGCUGAUCCCAACCAUCCGGCGAGCAGUGGAAGCCUUCUUGCUUUGCUGACAGGAGGCGCCGUCACUGGCAAAUUGAGUCAAAGAAGCCAGGCGAAACGUGAUGAGAGGGCUGCUAGACGUGAGCAUCGGUCAGAACGCCGGGAGGCGAAGAGAGAGCAGCGCGGACCUACCCUCUUGGGCACGGUUGGGCCAAGGGCUCUGAUACGCGGUAUCAAGAAGUUUAUGCAUGAGCUGACCGUUGUCGAAGGACGUCCUAUAUCUGAUGAUUGCCAAUCUGCCGUCAACUGA